This is a messenger RNA of Microthlaspi erraticum, 1614 nucleotides long. The record is from the annotation of a GenBank genome assembly. Lineage: Eukaryota; Viridiplantae; Streptophyta; Magnoliopsida; Brassicales; Brassicaceae.
AUGAUGAUUCUAAUGGCAGUUUUGAUCUGGUCAGCCACUCUAGAGACCUGCAUUGCCAGAAAAGGAAGACACUGGAAACACCACCAUAGCAGCUCCUCCUCCUUGUCUGAUUCCUUGUCCAGCAAGAAACCAAAAAGCCAUGAGAAUAGUCAUUCCCAUAAGUCAAAACCCAAACCAAAACCGAAGGUAAAAACUCCUUCUCCAAAGUCCGGUGUCGGCUCACCUGUCGUAUCACAACCACCACAAGUCCCACCAUCACCACAAGUUCAACCACCACCACCACAAGUCCAAGCACCACCACCACAAGUCCAAGCACCACCACCACAUCUUCCGUUGAAGCCAGUUGAGGGCUCUCAAGAAUUCAAUGUGCUUGAUUUUGGCGCUAAAGGUGAUGGAAUGAGUGAUGACACUAAGGCGUUUGAAGCAGCAUGGGGAUCUGCUUGCAAAGUGGAGGCUUCAACGAUGAUCAUACCGUCUGAUUACAUCUUCCUAGUUGGCCCAAUUUCCUUCUCUGGACCUUAUUGUCAAGCAAACAUUGUCUUCCAGCUAGACGGAAUGAUUGUAGCUCCUAAUGAUCCUGAUACAUGGGGAAGAGGACUACUGUGGUGGAUUGAGUUCACAAAGCUCAAAGGUAUUAAAAUACAAGGGAGUGGUGUUAUUGAUGGAAGAGGCACUGUUUGGUGGCAACAAGAUCAACCUUUUGAUUAUCCUAUCGACGAUGACUUCAAGCUCAUUGUCCCUUUAAACAAUUCUGUUCAAGAACAUCCUCCAAUGCCGAUAAGAAGUGAGCUUAAUGAUAUGCCAAGCAUUAAACCAACGGCGUUACGGUUCUAUGGAAGUAUUGAUGUCACAGUCACCGGAAUAACGAUUCAGAAUAGUCCUCAAUGUCAUCUCAAGUUUGACAACUGCGUCCAAGUUUUAGUUCAUGAUGUGAAUGUGUCUUCUCCUGGAGACAGUCCAAACACAGAUGGGAUACAUCUUCAGAACAGCAGAGAUGUCAUGAUUCAUAGCAGCACAUUAGCUUGCGGAGAUGAUUGUAUUUCCAUACAAACAGGUUGCACCAAUGUGUAUGUUCACAGUGUGAAUUGUGGACCAGGACAUGGGAUCAGCAUUGGGAGUCUCGGUAAAGACAGUACCAAAGCUUGUGUCUCCAACAUAACAGUAAGAGAUGUUGUCAUGCACAACACAAUGACCGGUGUCAGGAUCAAGACAUGGCAAGGAGGUGUAGGAUCAGUGAAAGGAGUGCUUUUCUCAAACAUCCAACUAUCAGAGGUUCAGCUUCCGAUAGUGAUUGACCAAUUCUACUGUGAUCACAGCAAGUGCAUGAACCAUACUUCAGCAGUGGCUGUAGAAGGAGUCACAUAUGAGAAGAUAAGAGGCACUUACACAGUGAAGCCUGUGCAUUUUGCUUGUAGCGACAGUUUCCCUUGCGUUGAUGUGCAGUUAUCAGGGAUUGAGCUGAAGCCAGUGCAACAACAGUACCACAUGUAUGAUCCAUUUUGCUGGAAAACAUUUGGAGAGCUCAAUUCGCCGACUGUUCCACCUAUUGAUUGCUUACAGAUUGGGAAGCCAGCUAGAAAUGGAGUGCAUACAGAUCAUGAUAUUUGUGUAUGA